UCACAAAUAAAAAGGGGGAAGGAGUGGAGUGGCUGAAGUGCCUACCUAACAGUCGUGAGGCCCUGAGUUCAAACUGCCAAAAAAAAAAUUAGACAAUUAUGUACCCAUUUUCCCCCAGUUACUUUCUGAUGGCUACAGUACCUUUCCUCAAAUGCUGUCUCUUGUUAAACUCAAUCUGGUCCGUUUACUUUUAGGGUGAAAAGUUAAUCAGUUGGGAGACAUUAGCAAAAUAGUUUGAUCACCUCCUGGCUUUGACUUUUUUUUCAGUGUUGGGGUGUGAACUCAGGGCCUCAUGCUUGCUAGAUAAGUGCUCAUUAUUUGAGCUACACCUCCAGCCCCUUUUCAGUUGUAUCUCCAGAGUCCCGGCUGGCAUUGGGCUGCCAUCCUUCUAGGUCUGCCUCCUGAGUAGCUGGGAUGACAGCUGGGACCCACCACAUUUGGCUUUCUUACUUUGACGUUUUGAACCUCAUCUGAGUCUUUUAAGGACAUUGUGGCCACGGAAGUGUCCUGGGGAAAAACCUCUCUAUCUCUUGAUAUGUGAUGUUCAUAGUAUUUAUUCCUGGGAGUUGGAGGUUGAAUUUACUUACUUUUGUCUCUGGGGCAAAUUACUCCUUUUGAGCGUUCUUGUAGAGCACUUGUUGGGGAGAGAUGAGGUACAGUUAGAUUUCAUUUCUUUGUAGAUUUUUAUAGACAUUUUCUUAAUUGUAAAUUUUAAAACUCCUACAUUUUAUAGUAGUAUGUGUUGUUCUGUGUAUCUGAAACUUUUCAAAUAAAUGUCAGCAUCAAGAUCCCUGCCUGUAUCACUUCACAAAAACAAACUGUUCUCUACUUCUCUUUUUGAUUUCAAAGACACCCCUCGGGUGACAGGGAGCAUUGUCUAGGUAGACGAAUUAUUCAUGCAGAUCCUGAGGUUGAACGGAAUUUGCAGGUUUUGAGGACGUGAAGGGCCCCAUGUGUUUGGAGCAGAGUGAGGUUGGAGGGAAAUGCGUGCAUUUUGGGUCGUGCGGGAUUUGGUUCGCCGUGUUAAAUUCCUCAACUGUGAUGGAAAGUCGUUAGGUCCUUCCAUCUGCUCGUGUAGCAGUGGCCUGUGACGGCUGCAUUUUAGGACACUCAAUGUCAGCAGGAGGAAAAAGUAAAUCAUGGCUCUCACGCCCACUUUUGCGGAGUAUGCAGAACUCGUGACAUGGAAUACGUCGAUGGCCGUCCAAGUGCAAGCCGGCUGAAGAAUCGCGUAGGCGAUGUAAUCACACGCAUCGGGGAAAGCUGGCGGGAAACACCAGUCCCGCCUCCUCGCGGACGGGCCAAUUGGGUCGCGAGUUGUGGUUCAAACUGCGGGUGCGCGGCGCUGUGGCUGCGAUGUCUCGGAGCGACCCACGAUGGCUACUCUGAUCUUCGUGGAUAAGGAAAAUGGAGAAGCAGGCUCCCGUGUGGCUCCUAAGAAUGGGCUGAAGCCGGGGUGCGGGCCUGUCAAAGCCUUAGAUGGCAGAGCUCAGGUUUCAGCACCACAGGUUGGCAAAGUGUUCCGUGCUCCACCAGCCUUACCUAAAGCUGCCAGAAAGGCUUUGGGAACUGUCAACAGAGCCACUGAAAAGUCAGUGAAGACUAACGCUCCCAAGCAGAAACAACCAAGCUUCACUGCCAAGAAGAUGACUGAGAAGACUGUUAAAGCAAAAAGCUCCAUUCCUGCCUCUGAUGACACCUAUCCAGAAAUAGAAAAGUUUUUUCCUUUCAAUCCUCUAGACUUUGAGAGUUUUGACCUGCCUGAAGAGCACCAGAUCGCACAGCUCCCCUUGACUGGAGUGCCUCUCAUGGUCCUCGACGAGGAGAGAGGACUUGAAAAGCUGUUGCCUGGGCCCCCUUCACCUGUGAAGAUGCCACCUGCACCGUGGGAAUCUAAUCUGUUGCAGUCUCCCUCGAGCAUACUCUCUACCCUGGAUGUUGAAUUGCCACCUGUGUGUUAUGACCUAGAUACUUAAAUUUCUUAAUGUGUUAUAGCUUGUGUAUGUUGUAUUAAUAAAGAAUUCCUUUGUUU
Castor canadensis (American beaver) is the source of this 2032-nucleotide messenger RNA. It is a transcript of the gene Pttg1, whose product is annotated as PTTG1 regulator of sister chromatid separation, securin. Gene Ontology annotation, cellular component: cytoplasm; nucleus. The record is from RefSeq and is a predicted model, not a curated record. Lineage: Eukaryota; Metazoa; Chordata; Mammalia; Rodentia; Castoridae. Gene Ontology annotation, biological process: chromosome organization; homologous chromosome segregation.